This is a messenger RNA of Caenorhabditis bovis, 927 nucleotides long. The record is from the annotation of a GenBank genome assembly. NCBI's taxonomy places the organism in Eukaryota, Metazoa, Nematoda, Chromadorea, Rhabditida, Rhabditidae.
AUGGCUGAGAAUACUGGAUUUGUUGCCGAUGACGCGGAAGACAAAAAAUCCGAUGUCAAUGAUAGAAAAAGGUCCGUGGAUAUUGGAACAUCAACGACCCAGAUCAUUAUAGACAAUGAUCCACCAGCUCGCCCUCAUGAUUGCUGGAGUGUAACAUGCGAUUUGUUUGGGACUCGCCAAUCCACCUUCAUUGAGAGGCUUCGCCCGCUAAGGUGUUCUCUAAUCAAGAUGCAAGAAGCAUUAAGAAUAUUCCAGUAUGAGUUAGAACGCGAUCUGAAAUCAAGACAGUCAGCCCAAUUGACAUAUGAGCAUGUGAAAGACUGUGUGCUUGAGAUAAACAAUGUUACAAUGCAUUCCGAUUUGAAUAUACCGCCUGAUGAAAAUUCGAUGCUUCGCGCGGUUGCCUACGAAUUGGCAGUGCUUGCGAGAAUAAUAGAGGAAGUUGCGAUUUUGGCAAAACCUGAUGCAAAGCCGCGAAGGACCGAAUCGGAUCUUCUACAGCAGACGUUGAGAAUUUCGCAGUCAGUAGUUCGGGUCAAAGAAUCGGGCGAGGAAAUUCGAGAUGAAGGAACGAGCAAUCAAGUUCCAGCAGUCGAUGAGGGCUCGCUAAAAGAGUUCAUCACAAAAUUAUUAGGAAUGGUUGAGAACUUGAUAAAAUACAUCGACAAAAAGACGGAGCGUCGAUGGUGGCUACGUGACGUCAUCAAUUUCACACAAGCCGCCGUUAAAGUUGCGUUAUUCAUCAGUGCCGCCAUCUCUGUGGCUUAUCAUGAGAAUCAAAUCGCACCGAUUGUGACUCUAAUUAUAACAUGCAUACAGGGUAUCACUGAAGGAUUCGAUCAAUAUUUUUUAAAGAACAAAUCGCCUGACGAAAUUCACAUCUCGGCAUUAACGACAGCGACAACAUCUUUAAAAACGGCGUUGUAG